AUGGCGUCUGUUGGAGACACUCCACAGGUUCUCCAUAUGCCGGAAGACACCAGCGACGAGACGGAUACAUCAAAAGAAAUUAAGAAAUAUCCGCUCGCAUCGACCUCUUCAAGAGAUCCGGAGGAUCAGAGCAAGUCACCCAUCGUUCCCCAACAACACGAUCAUCUUUCCGAAAAGCGAACUCUCAGACGAGAACUCUGGAUCAAAAGGAAAAAAUCCCAAAAAGCUACACUCAAAAUCAAAACCAAUCAAACUGACGAGCGUAUAAGGCCCGGAAAAUACCGCAGAUUCUGGGCUUUCAAGAUGAAAGAUUUUCGUCUCCGUCUUGCCUUCAGGCAAAAAUUACUCUUUUGCUUACUCAUUGGGGUUGUUUAUGUGCUGUUAUCCUAUUUCCUCAUCGUUCAGCCUGUUUUUAGCUGUGUCAUGAAAGUGCAUCUUGGCAUGUUUUCCGGCCAUGGCAACUUCUGCAGUAUCGUCCGCCAUAUAGUCUGGAUAUAUAUGGGGGUAGGAGGCGGGUUCAUGCUUCUGACGGCCUUUUGCGCUGUCAAAACUCGCUAUGCUUCUCGUUCUUUCGAAGAACAUGACACUCUGAUCAUCAUGCACGUCCCCUGUUACAACGAGAAUGAAUACGUGCUCCGUAAAACGAUUGACUCAUGCGUUGCUUCCACCUACGCAAAAAAGCGCAAGCUUCUCUUCAUUGUCGCAGACGGCAAAGUUGCAGCUCCCGGCCAUAAACCAACAUAUCAAAUCUUGCUAUACGAUAUCUUCAAUCACAAGGCAGACUUGGAAAGUGGAAUCGACGCCGAAGCGCGACAUUACUCAUCCUUUGACGAAAACGGCACUUCGGACAAUUAUGCUUUUUGUUGCACCGGCUACUUUCGUGAAGUGCCUUAUGUGGUCGUUGUCAAGGUUGGGCGAGCUGAUGAGCAGAGGAAUCCGAAACCAGGUAAUCGAAAUAAACGUGACUCUCAACUUCUAGUCUACAAUUUCCUUUACUACGUAAAUUAUCAUCAAGAAGGAGGAAAAGAGUCAGCACCGCCACUCUUCGAAACGAUCGAUUUUCAAAUGUGCAUGCGUUUGAACAUGGACGCACGCCAUGCGAUGUACAUGCUGGUGGCCGACUCGGAUACCGAGAUCGAACCGACAGGUAUCUCAUAUCUGGUCCAUCAAUUGGAGAAAGACCAGAAACUCAUUGGCGUUUGCGGAUAUACGGGGGUCAGCAACCCCGUGGACAGUUUCGUGGCUUGCAGUCAAGUCUUUGAAUACUGGCUUACCCACGCCAUCCUAAAAGCAUUAGAAAGCGUAUGUUCCAACGUCUUGGUGCUCAGUGGCUGUUUUACCAUUUAUCGACUCAAAUGGCCAGAGAACAAUAAACCUGCCAUACUAUACUCAGCCAUCUUGGAAGACUAUUCCGGCAAUUACGAGAAGACCCUGCACGAACACAAUCUCCUUUCGAUUGGCGAAGAUCGUUAUCUCUCAACUCUAUCAAUCCGAUACUUUGGCUCACAAUGUCGACAACGAUACUUCUCAGCUGCAGUAUGCACAACCACUGCCCCGGCCAGUUUAUCUGUAUUGAUUGACCAGCGGCGCCGAUGGACCAACUCUCUUAUCCACUGCCGUUUUUCGCAUCUCAGCAUUCUCCCCUUUGAGGCUUCUUUCUGGACUCAAUUGAUGUUGGUGCUUAUGAUUGGCAGCGAACUCUUUAUGGUACUUAUCUUGCCUCUCGCGUUGCCUGCUGGCUUCGUUCUUGCGGCUAUCAAUCUGUUUUUAAGUCCCUUAGCCUGGCCCAUACUCCUUGCAUUUUGCCUGAUUCCCAUUGCGCUGUGCAUUCUGUGCAACGAUUGGCGAUAUAUUCCAUUUUAUAUCCCGUUCUUCCCAUGA
Messenger RNA from Talaromyces stipitatus ATCC 10500, 1881 nucleotides. RefSeq names its product chitin synthase, putative. The record is from RefSeq and is a predicted model, not a curated record. NCBI's taxonomy places the organism in Eukaryota, Fungi, Ascomycota, Eurotiomycetes, Eurotiales, Trichocomaceae. The coding region runs from base 1 to 1881 and encodes 626 amino acids. The transcript is spliced from 2 exons. Gene Ontology annotation, cellular component: cell periphery; cell septum. Gene Ontology annotation, molecular function: chitin synthase activity.